Messenger RNA from Harpegnathos saltator (Jerdon's jumping ant), 4535 nucleotides. RefSeq names its product ATP-dependent RNA helicase pea (gene pea). The coding region runs from base 254 to 3967 and encodes 1237 amino acids. Lineage: Eukaryota; Metazoa; Arthropoda; Insecta; Hymenoptera; Formicidae. The transcript has a single exon. Gene Ontology annotation, biological process: mRNA splicing, via spliceosome; spliceosomal complex disassembly. The record is from RefSeq and is a predicted model, not a curated record. Gene Ontology annotation, cellular component: intracellular anatomical structure; catalytic step 2 spliceosome. Gene Ontology annotation, molecular function: ATP binding; RNA helicase activity; RNA binding.
ACAUAGCUGGCGCUAUAUCUGAGUAGAGUGAAGCUGAGUAGAUGGCGCGAUAUCCGUCUUUUCGUUUCUUCUUUUUCUCUUGGUUUCCUCUUCAUUUCUAUUCAAGGCGUCGUUCAAGGCAGCGUGCGUACACAAGAGUGCAAGGGAGUGAGAGCGCGAUAAACAGAACCUUACCGCAGUAAGGUUAUACAAGAUUACGCGUACACAUCGGUGUCGUACGAUCGAAAAUUGUCGAUUGUCGUCGUCUACAAUAAUGGAGGAAGUUGGAAAGCUGGAACAUCUGUCUCUGGUGUCGAAAAUUUGCACGGAACUGGAGAAUCAUCUGGGUCUGAACGACAAAGACUUGGCCGAAUUCAUUAUUCAUUUGGCCGAGAAGAACAACACAUUCCCGACGUUCAAGAAGGUACUGAUCGAGAAUGGAGCAGAGUUUUCGGAUUCUUUUAUGGCUAAUCUCCUGAGGAUAAUACAGCAUAUGAAACCUGCCAGAAUUUCCGCCGGUGAGUCAUCUAAUCCCAUGAGUAAUCCCAUGAGUAAGGAUGAGCUGGCGCUAAGAUUUCCCGCGUUAGCACUGCCGAACGAGGAUACGCAGCGCCCUAGUGGUGCUAAAGAUACCAACGAUGAGGACGUCGUUAAUGACGUGAUGGCUUCGCUGGAGGCGUUCGCGCCGUCGAGCAAAAAGAAGCAAGCAAGAGUCGCGAGCAACGACAGGAGCAACAACAACGGGAGCAGCGGCAAUAGCGAAAAGAGGAGCAAACGCGCGAGAAGGAGUCGCAGCAGGAGCAGGAGCAGAAGCAGAAGCAGAAGCAGAAGCAGAAGCAGAUCGCCGCGCGACAGAAGGAGACGCAAGGAGAGACGGCACCGAUCCAGAUCGCGUUCUAGAUCCCGUCCUCGUCACCGAUCCAGAGAUCGUACGCGCGGAAGAUCCUGCAGAUCGCGAGAGCUCCGAAGAUCGUUGUCGCGCGAUCGCAGGGACGGGGGCGGUAGGUACACGAGGAGGAAACUCGACGACGGCGAGCGUGGCCGAAGAUCGAGAUCCAUGGAGGAGCUGUCUAUGGAGCCAGAGGUGGGUAAGAUUUAUGCGGGCAAGGUGGCGAACAUCGUGCCGUUUGGCUGUUUCGUGUCGCUGGAGGGUCUGAGACGCAGGCUGGAGGGCCUGGUGCACAUCUCCCAGUUGAGAAGAGAGGGUCGCGUGGCUAACGCGAGCGACGUAGUCUCCAGAGGGCAGCGGGUCCUCGUGAAGGUCCUCAGUAUCGGCGGGCAGAAGGUGUCGCUGAGCAUGAAGGAUGUGGACCAGGAGACCGGCAGGGAUCUGAAUCCCGUGGCGGCGGCGGCAGCGGCGGCGGCGGCAGCGGCGGCGGCGGCCGUCGCCAAGGCCGAGGAGGACGAGAAGCACCUGCGCAAUCCGGACCGGCCUGCGUCACUGUUGGAGCUGCAGGGCAACUACGACGAGGACGAGACGUAUUCGCGCAAACGCGUGCAACGACUGUCGUCGCCGGAGAAGUGGGAGAUCAAGCAGAUGCUGGCGGCGUCGUGCAUCGAUAGGAGCGAGCUGCCGGAGUUCGACACAGAGACGGGCGUCCUGCCGCGCGAGGACGACGAGGAGGAGGACGUGGAGAUCGAGCUGGUGGAGGAAGAACCGCCGUUUCUGCACGGCCAUGGGAGAGCGCUGGGAGACCUCAGUCCCGUGCGCAUCGUAAAGAAUCCGGACGGCUCGCUGGCGCAGGCGGCGAUGAUGCAGAGCGCCCUGGCGAAGGAGCGUAGGGAGCAGAAGAUGCUGCAACGCGAACAGGAGAUGGACUCCGUGCCCACCGGAUUGAACAAGAAUUGGAUAGACCCGUUACCGGAGGCGGAGAGCAGAACCCUGGCGGCGAACAUGCGCGGCAUCGGGCUGCAGACGCAGGACCUGCCCGAGUGGAAGAAGCACGUGAUAGGCGGCAAGAAGUCGUCGUUCGGCAAAAAGACCAAUCUGACCCUUCUGGAGCAACGGCAGAGCCUGCCGAUCUACAAGCUGCGCGACGACCUCGUGAAGGCCGUGACGGACAAUCAGAUACUGAUCGUUAUCGGCGAGACCGGCUCGGGCAAGACCACGCAGAUCACGCAGUACCUGGCGGAGGCGGGCUUCACGGCGCGCGGUAAAAUCGGCUGCACGCAACCGAGGCGAGUGGCGGCGAUGAGCGUGGCGAAGCGCGUGGCCGAGGAGUUCGGCUGCUGCCUGGGCCAGGAGGUCGGCUAUACCAUCCGUUUCGAGGACUGCACCGGGCCGGAGACCAACAUCAAGUACAUGACCGACGGUAUGCUGCUGCGCGAGUGCCUGAUGGACCUCGACCUGAAGACGUACUCGGUGAUCAUGCUGGACGAGGCGCACGAACGUACGAUCCACACUGACGUGCUGUUCGGCCUGCUGAAGCAGGCGGUCGGCCGACGGCCCGACCUCAAGCUGAUCGUCACUAGCGCCACCCUGGACGCCGUCAAGUUCUCGCAGUACUUCUUCGAGGCGCCGAUAUUCACCAUACCUGGUCGUACCUUCGAGGUCGAGGUGAUGUACACGAAGGAGCCGGAGACGGACUACCUGGACGCCGCGCUCAUCACCGUCAUGCAGAUCCACCUGCGCGAGCCGCCGGGCGACAUACUGCUGUUCCUCACCGGCCAGGAGGAGAUCGACACCGCCUGCGAGAUACUCUACGAGCGCAUGAAGUCGCUGGGCCCGGACGUGCCGGAGCUGAUUAUCCUGCCGGUCUACUCGGCGCUGCCCUCGGAGAUGCAGACGAGGAUAUUCGAGCCGGCGCCGCCCGGCUCGCGCAAGGUCGUCAUCGCCACGAACAUCGCCGAGACCAGCCUGACGAUCGACGGUAUCUACUACGUGGUAGAUCCGGGCUUCGUCAAGCAGAAGGUCUACAACUCCAAGACCGGCAUGGACAGUCUGAUCGUGACGCCGAUCAGCCAGGCGGCGGCGAAGCAGCGCGCCGGCAGGGCUGGCAGGACCGGGCCCGGUAAGUGCUAUCGGCUCUACACGGAACGGGCGUAUCGCGACGAGAUGCUGCCCACGCCGGUGCCGGAGAUUCAGCGCACGAAUCUGGCCACGACGGUGCUGCAGCUCAAGACCAUGGGCAUCAACGAUCUGCUGCACUUUGACUUCAUGGACGCACCGCCGGUGGAGUCGCUCAUCAUGGCGCUGGAGUCGCUGCACAGCCUGAGCGCCCUGGACAACGAGGGUCUGCUGACGCGGCUGGGCCGGCGAAUGGCCGAGUUCCCGCUGGAGCCGAACCUCUCCAAGAUGCUGAUCAUGAGCGUGCACCUGCAGUGCUCCGACGAGAUUCUCACCAUCGUCAGCAUGCUGUCCGUGCAGAACGUUUUCUACAGACCCAAGGACAAGCAGGCUCUGGCCGAUCAGAAGAAGGCCAAGUUCAAUCAGGCCGAGGGUGAUCACUUGACUCUGCUGGCUGUCUAUAACUCGUGGAAGAAUAACAAACUGAGCAACGCCUGGUGCUACGAGAACUUUGUGCAGAUCAGGACACUGAAGCGCGCCCAGGACGUGCGCAAGCAGCUGCUGGGCAUAAUGGACCGGCACAAAUUGGACGUGGUGUCGGCGGGGAAGAACACGGUGCGAAUACAGAAAGCGGUGUGCUCUGGCUUCUUUAGGAACGCCGCGAAGAAGGACCCGCAAGAGGGAUACAGAACGCUGGUGGACAGCCAAGUUGUUUACAUUCAUCCGAGUAGCGCGUUGUUCAAUCGCCAGCCGGAGUGGGUCAUCUAUCACGAGCUAGUGCAGACCACCAAGGAGUACAUGAGGGAGGUGACGACCAUCGACCCCAAGUGGCUGGUGGAGUUUGCGCCGGCGUUCUUCAAAUUUAGCGAUCCCACCAAGCUCAGCAAGUUUAAGAAGAAUCAGAGACUGGAGCCACUUUAUAACAAGUACGAGGAGCCGAAUGCUUGGAGGAUAUCCCGAGUUCGUAGGAGACGCAAUUGAAUGACAUUGCGAUUACGCAAUUCGCGAGUACACAUUAUUGUAAAGGUUGUUUCGUCAGUUUCGCGCAUGUGCGCGCGUGUACAUACUACAUGUGACGUGUUUUUCUAUCUUUUUCAUUCCAAAAUAUCAUCAUACACGUAUCUGCGAAAGCUUCAAAAAAUUCUGAAUGAUUCGAAAUGGCAUUUCCGAUUUUUCUUUCGUGCGAUGACACAAAAAGAAAGAUCAACAAUGACAAGAGCUGAUGGAACUGAAUGAAAGAUACUUUCAUUUCGCAUGUGUAGCAUGUAACAAACGAAAGUAGUUUCGAUGCGUGUGAAAAGUAUCAUCUCGCUUCAUCAUUAGGAAACAAGUAACGAAAACAAUCUGUAAUGUUUGCCAAGAUAUCGAUCGAUAUUUUAUUAUUGUUAUAAACUGUAAACAGACAUUAUAGAAAGUGAUGAAAUGUAUGCAACUAUUGAAUUAUAUACAAGGAUGCAAGAAUGCAGUUGUAAGACGAGCAUUAUUUACAGACAGCUACGUGUAUAUACUUGUAAAUAUUCUGUAAAUAUACAGGUCAUAAAAGUAUCGA